GAAAACUUAUAUCAGUACAAACAAUUCUAUAGAAUUCAAAAGUAUUACUACUUUUUCUGACAAUUUAUGUUACGUUUAACAAAACUACGUGUUGUCUAGUCAAGAAACAAAUAUGUCGCAAACAGCUUUCGUCAAGUUUAGAAAUCAAGACUAUUCUACUUUAAAGAAAGAACAAUUAGCCAGAGGAGUUAAAUUUGUAGACGAUGAAUUCCCACCAGAAUCAAUGAAUUUACAAUGUCUUAAUGUACCUGCUGGUCCUUUAAGUUACUUACGACCUUCGGAAAUUGUUUCUGAUCCAUGUUUCAGUCGAAAUGAAUCAUAUUUUAGUUUAAAAAGUGGUUUUGUAAAAAAUUUCAAUAUUCUUCUUGCAUUCACUGGUCUAAAAUACAAAGCAAAAUAUUGGGCAAAAGUACUUGUUGAUGUGAAAUCUCAAGAAUGGGAUGUACAACAUGUAAAUGAACAUCCAGGAAUUUUUCGUUUUCGAUUUUGGCAAGAAGGCAUGUAUUUUGAAGUGACAAUUGAUGAUUUGUUACCUUGUUAUGAUGGAAAGUGUAUAUCUUUGUCAUCUUCUAGUGCAAAGGAAUUUUGGCCAGCUUUAUUAGAAAAAGCCUAUGCUAAUAAUAAUAUUAAUAAUAAUAAUCAUAAUAAUAAUAAUAAUAAUCAUACUACUAAUAAUAAAUUCAAAUUAUAA
Messenger RNA from Schistosoma turkestanicum, 691 nucleotides. Lineage: Eukaryota; Metazoa; Platyhelminthes; Trematoda; Strigeidida; Schistosomatidae. The record is from the annotation of a GenBank genome assembly.